AUGCCCGUCCCCCGCCCACCAGCUCCGGGCAUUCUCGGGCCACGGCCGAGCACCCCUCAGGCGCUGCUGAUCGCACCGGUCUCUGCCGCGUAUGGCACCGCCGCGGCCAACGGUGGCCCGUCGGCCUAUGGUGGUCCCUCGGCGUACGGCGGUGCGCCGGGCUAUUGUGCAUAUGGUGGCGCCCCUCCGGUCUACGACCCGGCGCUUCUCUCCGCCCUUCAUGCUACCCCCUCGUCGAGCACCUACAACGGAGGCGGCGAUUGGUACAUGGACACCGGCGCCGCUGCUCACAUGGCCUCCAACCCCGGUGUCUUAUCUAGUGCCCCUUCCUAUCCCUUCUCCUCCCGCAUCAUGGUUGGUGAUGGAAGCUCUCUUCCCAUCACCCAUCAUGGUUUCAUCGAUAGCAGCUCCGACCUCGGAUGCUCCCACUCGACGGUCUCGGGGAGCCCUUGCGCUUCCUUCGCCGCGCCCGCCCUCUUCUUUGGCGGGCCCAUCAGGCCUCUCGGCGGGGCCUCGCUCGCCGGCUCAGGAGGAGCCGACAUUGCCUCGGUCGGCGUCGCCCAUGCACGUCGCGGCCUCCCCGCCACCCGCGGCUGCACCUGCGGCCCUGUCGCCGUCGCCAUCGCGGUCACCCACGGCCCUGUCGCCGUCGCCAUCGUGGCCACCCGCGGCCUCGUCCGCGGCUCCAUCGCCGCUGCUGGUACGGCCACCCGCGGCUUUGUCCGUGGCCCCGUCGCCAUCGCUGGUGCUGCCACCCGCGGCCUUGCCCGCGGUUUCGUCGUCGCCACCUGCGGCCUCGUCGCCCUCGUCACCCGCCGUCUCGGCUGCGGUCACGCCGUCCUCAUCGGCGGUCCCGUCUCCGGCUUUGCCUGCCGCCUCGUCACCGGCUGUCACCGUCGCCCUGCCUUCUCCCGAGGCUGUGGCUCCUCCUCGACGGCCGUCUCGGCCACCGCCUCCACCGCCUCAUCAUUAUAUGAUCGUGCUGGUAUGACCGACUGCAAACCUGCUGAGGCCAAGCCGAAGCUUUCUGCCACUACUGGGCAACCUGCUACCGAUGCCGCUCUCUACCGUAGUAUUGUUGGUGCUCUUCAGUAUCUCACGCUCACCAGACCAGACAUUCAGUCUGCAGUCCAGCAAGGGCUCAAGCAGCCGCUCCUCCGCAUCCCGCCGGCGCCGCCGCUGGUCCUUCUCGUCUGUGGUGGCCUUAGAGCCAUGGAGGCGCAGUAG
Molecule: messenger RNA, 1227 nt
Organism: Aegilops tauschii subsp. strangulata
Lineage: Eukaryota; Viridiplantae; Streptophyta; Magnoliopsida; Poales; Poaceae
Source: RefSeq, a predicted model, not a curated record